GUGAGUGAGCGCACGGACUGAUCUGCGCGUACAGGGGAGCGGCACACACUGACCCGAAUCUUCGGGCAGACGGAGGUAGGGGACCAGGACCAGGACGUGCGCACUGGACAGGCAUCAAGAGACAAUCAUGGCAAAUAUAUAUUAAGUCAUUCCUUUCUGAAAAAGACAGAAGUACUGCGGAUCUGUUGUUGCGCGUGUCAUCAUCUCUGGUGAUUUUGGACAGCUUGUCCUGUCAGUUGGUUACAGGGGAGAGAACGUGUUGCGUUUUUGCUUGAUUGAAAUACGCGACAUUGUGACUUUGGCUUUAUUUAUCAGUCCCUUGUUCUCUCGUGAGUUAAGGUGAUUAUAGAGACUUUAGGUCCAUGAUCCGACCAGGAAAAUGGGCUGUUGCGUCUACGAGACACAGCUGUUUUAAUCGGAUUUUAGUGCAUAUUUUGGUCGCUUGUCUGAAGGAGGCUUGAAAAAGCGCCGCAGACAAGCGUAUCGGGGGCGAUCCGUGACACCAUUUCCGCGACACCCCCACCCCUUUUUAGCGGAUACUUUUGGAUGGGGGGCAAGCAGAGUACUGCGGGGCGGCCCCGGGGAGCUUUUCCCGGUGUCUCGACAGAUGACAGCGCGGUGCCACCCUCGGCCCACUUCGGGCACUACCGGCCAGGUGGCACGAUGGGACUGCGUAGUCGCUCGGUGAGCUCCGUGGCGGGGAUGGGCAUAGAUCACAGCGCCACGGUGCCUUUCGGGUUUUACACACCCAGAGGAACAGACUCGGACAGAGCCGGAGGGGGGUCUGGCUCCGAUUCAGCCCAUAACGGGAACGGCUACCAGGAAACCGGUGGUGGGCACCACACGGACGGUAUGCUUUACCUGGGAUCCCGUGCGUCUUUGGCAGACACUUUGCCCCUGCACAUCGCGCCCAGGUGGUUUAGCGCUCACAGUGGAUUUAAGUGUCCCGUCUGCUCCAAAUCAGUGGCAUCCAAUGAGAUGGAAGUUCACUUCAUCAUGUGUCUGAGCAAGCCCCGCCUCUCCUACAAUGAUGACGUGUUGUCAAGAGAUGCCGGAGAGUGUGUAAUAUGUCUCGAGGAGCUACAGCAAGGAGACACCAUCGCUAGACUGCCGUGCCUCUGUAUCUAUCAUAAAAGCUGUAUAGACUCCUGGUUUGAGAUCAAUCGCUCCUGCCCUGAACAUCCUUCAGACUGACCUCAAUCAUCUACUUCAGCUACGACUGAGAAAGGGCAAUUUAUGGACCUAAACCGGAAUAUCCUGACACAGAAAUAACCAAAUAAAACCACCAACCAAUUUGAUCAAACCUAUGGAAAUGUGUCACCGCAAAACUGAACCAAAUAAAAAGAGUCCAUCCAGCCAACACUGUCAUUACCACUUGCAUCCUGGAAUCUCCCACCUGCUGAAUCUCCUAGAGACUGCUAAACUGCUUACCGGCCCCCAAGCCGACCGUGAACACGGGAUCUUUCUGGCUUUGGAAAACAUCUAGCUUCUUGCCCCCCUCGACAUACUCUAUGUUCUUAUAGACAUGCUUGUUCAAGUCUGCAUUCUGGCCAGAUCCUCUCUCCUAGUUUUUUUUUUCAAAUAGGAGAGGAAAACGAGAAGGCGGGGCUUAAAAGGGCGGGGCAGCGGCAGCAAACAAGUAGGAAGUAGGCCAUGCUUUGCAACCAAUCCAGAGGCCAUACCAGAUGCUGAUUAGAUGGCCGUUGCUAAAGCUUUAAAUCGUCCUUUAGGGGACUGUGGGUAUGGCAGGGGGUGGGGUUUGGAUGCAGGCACACACCUGAUAUGUGGGUGGAGUUUGGUGUGUGUUUGAGUGUCGGUUCACUCUUGGGUGACACGUUGGACAGCCGGUGGAUGUAGUUGUACUUAUUCUGUGUGUGCAUGUAUGUGUGUGUGAUCAUGUGUCCACGGAUGGGGGGAAAUGUGAAAAUUGUGUUUCCUGUUAGCACCGGAGGCAGAUGAAGACAUUAGCAUGUGUGUGUUGGGUUGGGUUUAAAGGAAUAGUUCAUCCAAAAAUGAAAAUUAUUUCAUCAUUAAUUAUUCACCCUCAUGUUGUUUCAAAGCUGUAUAACUUCUGUGGAACACAACAAGUGAAUUUCUGAAGAAUAUCCUGGCUGUUCUUUCCUAUAUAUUAACCUAAUUAUAGCUUAAAAUGGCAAAAAUAAAACAUAAAAGUGGUCCAAAUUACUUAAUCGCUAUAUUCCAAGACUUCUGAAGACAUAAAUACAUUUAUUUGUGGAACAGUCCUACAUUUAAGUCGUUAUUCACAGAAUUGGAUCAGUGAGUUUAACUUGACAAUCGGAUCAGUCCAAUUUGUGAACAAACUGUUUUUGUGAACUAGAUCAACCGAUUCAUUAAAUAGAACGAUUAAUUCACAAAUUUGACAACACCACUUCUCUCAUGAACAUGACAGGAAGAGCUAGAGCGGUUGCUGAGAUUUUGAAGCUUUAUAUGGUUUCAGAAGACUAUAGCGCAUGAGUCGUUGGAUCACUUUUAUGAUACUUUAUGGUGCUUUUAUGUCAUUUUGGAGCUUGACAGUCCCAGUCCUCAUGCGCUUUUAUUCUACAUUAUUUACAUGUAGUCAUUUAGCAGACGCUUUUAACCAAAGCAACUUACAAAUGAGUGAAGAGUGUCCUGGGAUAUUCCUAAAAAUGCACCUUUUGUGUUGCUCUGAAGAAAGUAAGUCAUACGGGUUUGGAAAUACAUUUUAAUUUUCAGGUGAACUAGUCCUUUACGGUAAAAAAAGGAGAGAUAUAUAUACUCUCGGUCAGUCUUUCAAAUGUUUACAAUUCACAGUAGAUGUCUUUCACCCUAUGGAUUCAAACGAAAACAAGCUAAAAGCUAUUUUUCUUUUGUUUCAUCUGCAAAUUUGGGGCAGUUAUUAUGAAAUACUGACCAUAAUAUUCAGACAAUUUCCCUGUAAAAGCCUUGAGUAUGUAUUUGGUGUGUGCGUAUGUGUGUGCGAUUUUAAAAGCUUCUGUCCAUCUUCCCACGUUUUCUGUAUGUGACCGACCAGCUUAUGUCUGGUAAAGCUAAUGUUGCUUCACUGCUGUAUGUAAUGCCCAGAUAUACUGGUGUGAAUCUAUUAGAAUGAUCAUUUCUAUGAUCUACAUUUACUUCUUAUUUUUGAACAUCUGUGAGAAACCUAAUGAAAAAAAAAAACAGCUAUUUAACCUUCAGGACGCCUCUGUCUACUGUAUAAACAGCAAGCACUGUUGGAUAAUAAUGUUGCUGAAAUUGAAAAAAAAAGGAGAAAUAAAAACAAACAAAAGUGAAAGGAGUAAAAUGAAUAAAUAUCUGCAAGGAAAAAAUUUUGACAACCUAUUAAUUUUUUGGUUGGGUGGAAAUAGAGCAUUUUUGAAAGGUUUUGUUUUUUCGCUUUGUGCCUAAACGAGGGCAAACAAACGCCAUCCAUCAAAACAAUGGAUAACAAUUUCACCAUGCCAUGUAAAAUAAAUUAAUGUUGGAUAGUGUAGUAUCAUCUGGUGCAGCUUCAUCUGCGGAAGUGACUCGGCACUCUCAAAACCCAUCCUUUUCGUUAUUUUUGCUUUUGUUAAUUACAUUUUUGUAUGUUUUUUCUUUUUUUAAGGAUGUGAAUGGAUGCCUGUUUUUAGGAGGUACAAACUCAUUGUCUGAUGAUUUUGAUGUGCAAUCUGUGGGACGAGUAAUAACGAUAAUGAUCAUACAUAUAAUAA
This is a messenger RNA of Xyrauchen texanus (razorback sucker), 3692 nucleotides long. Its product is annotated as E3 ubiquitin-protein ligase znrf1. The record is from RefSeq and is a predicted model, not a curated record. Lineage: Eukaryota; Metazoa; Chordata; Actinopteri; Cypriniformes; Catostomidae. The transcript has 5 exons. The coding region runs from base 547 to 1194 and encodes 215 amino acids.